AUUGCAUGACGAGGAGUAAUUGGCAAAAAACGUAGAUAAACUACGAGAACUGCAAAUAUGGUUGGCUCAACAUGUAGGAGUAAGCCUCAUCAGGCGAACUGAUUGUGAGCGGAUUCGAAGGGACGGUACCGAUGUCAAGGGCAACCGGAACGAAAACGAAGAUCGCAGCGUAGGAGACUUCCUGUUAAAGCAUGGAGGUAUUUUUGGCUUUUUAAAAACCCCAGUCUACAAGAUAUCUCCAGCAGUGGCGGUCGCAUCAUUCAUUAUCUACCUUGCUACGCAUACUGAGUGGAAAUGCUCCUCUAUGAGAAACCUCUCUGAGCCGCAGUCGAGACAUAUAGUGAAGAAAAUAAUUAUCAAACGGAUACUCAAACCUGGAUUAAGAAUGAUAGGAGAGGAAGUCCGUCGCUCUUAUCGCAAAAACCCAAAACUCCACGAAGCAGUAAUGGAGAUGAUUCCACAGAACUUGAAAGCAGAUGUCAUCGAGACAAUUAAAGUGUUGCUCAGAAAUCACCUUGGAGUUUCUGUAUUAUUGUGGGAUUUCAAAAGAUUUCAAAACGCUGGACAAGUUGUGAGAAAGAAGAAGCUUUCGCUGGCUCGAAUCGGUCUUAGGCAAAGUUAAAACGUAAUUUAAUUUCUCGUUAAUUUGGGCGUAGAAAGCCAAUAUGUUCAAAAAAGAGGUGGUGCUCGA
Molecule: messenger RNA, 691 nt
Organism: Belonocnema kinseyi
Lineage: Eukaryota; Metazoa; Arthropoda; Insecta; Hymenoptera; Cynipidae
Exons: 3
Coding region: 305-622 (105 amino acids)
Source: RefSeq, a predicted model, not a curated record